Molecule: messenger RNA, 1334 nt
Organism: Juglans regia (Persian walnut)
Lineage: Eukaryota; Viridiplantae; Streptophyta; Magnoliopsida; Fagales; Juglandaceae
Product: heavy metal-associated isoprenylated plant protein 4
Exons: 4
Coding region: 158-1057 (299 amino acids)
Molecular function (GO): metal ion binding
Source: RefSeq, a predicted model, not a curated record
AGCUCUUUUUCUUGAUCAGCAUUGAACCUAUAUAUCCGAGAUGGUACUAAUAUAUUGUGAUCAAUAUAUAUAUAGUUUGAUCGCGUUCGUUUAGAUUCGCUCCUUUGUUUCCCAGUAAACUAUAUGUAUAGCUAGCUAGGGAGAUCGUGCAGCUAAAAUGGCAGCGGAAGACGGAAAGAAAGAGAAAGAAAAAGAUGGAAAGAAAGAGAUCAAAGAAAAAGUGGAGGAAGUGAUCAACGCUGUUUACAGAGUUAACCUACAUUGCCAGCAAUGUGCACGCGAUAUCAGUAAGCCUCUUAUGCGCACACAAGGAGUUCACGCUGUGGAUGCUGACUUCGAGAAGGGUGAAAUAAAGGUUAAAGGAGUGAUCGACCCAAUUAAAAUGCAGAAACGAAUAGAGAAACUGAGCAAGAAAAAGGUUGUGUUGGUAUCACCCAUAGUGAAGCCCAAGGAAAGUGUUACAAUCGAGAAGAAAGUGAAAGAACCAAUUAUGCGCACAACAUCGGUGAAAGUUCACAUGCACUGCGACAAAUGUGAGCAGGACUUGAAGAAGAGGCUGCUCAUGCACAAAGGUAUUCACAGUGUUAAGACUGACAUGAAAGCACAAACUCUGACAGUUGGAGGAACCAUUGAGCCUGAUAAUCUACUAUCCUACUUGAAAAAGAAGGUGAACAAACUUGCAGAAAUUAUAACCUCAAAACAAGUUGAGAAAAAGGAGGAGAAAAAAGACAAGGAUGAUCAGAAACCCACCGAGAAAGCCGGUGAUGGUAAACCCAAAGAGAAACCCACCGAGAAAGCCGGUGAUGGUAAACCCAAAGAGAAACCCACCGAGAAAGCCGGUGAUGGUAAACCCAAAGAGAAACCCACCGAGAAAUCCGGUGAUGGUAACCCCAGUAAUACUGAAUCAACGAAGAUUAUAGAAGUUUAUAAGGAAGCUGAUCAGACAAAGGUUGUGGAGGUUAAAGCUAAGGAGGGCAAUGCUCCAUAUUUUAUACAUUAUGUCUACGCUCCUCAAUUGUUUAGUGAUGAAAAUCCAAAUGCUUGUUCUGUAAUGUAGAUGGAUAAUGAUGAUCAUAUAUAUAUAUAUAGUGCUGGAAAGAGUACUAACUGGGUGAUAUCGAUACUGUUGUUUUUAUCCGGAAAAGAGGGCUAUAUCCCGAUUUUAUAUAAUUUAUGCUCUCACUUGUAGAUCAGAUGAAACCGAAACAGUACCUUCUUACAAAAGAGUUGGCCAAUGAUAUUUAAAAGCUGUAUAGUAGUACUAGUACUGAUCUAGCUUGUCACUUUAUUGGGGAUUCUUCCCAAUAGUAAUUUCCGAUGCAAUUAAUGAAAUA